GGCAUAAUUCUUUGCCUUUAUUUUCUAUGAUUGAAUGUGACCAUUUGGAUCCAUUCUUAAAUUUCAGUUGGAGCCGUCAAUUUCAUUCAUAUUCGUAUUCAGCAGAAACAUCAAACACAUACAACUAUCCAUCUUUUUGUUCAGUUUCUGCUCCAUCUCUCAAUCUCACACAACCAACCAACCAACCAUAUCUUGCAUGUUCCAAAUUAUCUCUUCAUCCAAUCCAUUUGAUUUCACUCACAAAACAACAAAAACGGCUCAAUCGUUCAUUCACUGAUAUUUCACUGCAGCCACAUCCACCUUCACUGAACCAGGUCAACAUGGAGAUCGAUAGAGCAAUCAGAGAGUGUGACGAUCGAAGGCUUCAGACCAAGUAUAACAAUGCUACCUAUGUUAUUCAGAGAGCCUUGGCUUUGUAUUCUAUUGAGGAGGUUGCCUUCAGUUUCAAUGGUGGAAAGGAUUCUACGGUUUUGUUGCAUCUACUCAGGGCUGGCUAUUUCUUGCAUAAAGAGGGGCAAAAUAGUGCCAAUGGGGAUCUAAAAGAUUUUCCAAUUCGAACAAUAUAUUUUGAGAGUCCUUGUGCUUUCCCGGAAAUCAACUCAUUUACCUAUGAUACAGCUGCUACCUAUGGUUUGCAGAUUGACACCAUUCGCUUAGAUUUCAAGUCUGGUUUGGAGGCUUUGCUGAAGGAAAUGCCAAUUCGAGCUAUUUUCCUUGGAGUUCGAAUUGGGGACCCUACUGCGGUUGGCCAAGAACAAUUCUCCCCUAGUUCACCUGGGUGGCCACCUUUCAUGAGAGUGAAUCCCAUUUUAGAUUGGUCAUACAGAGAUGUGUGGGCCUUCCUUUUAAUUUGCAAGGUCAACUAUUGCCGCCUUUAUGAUCAAGGUUAUACUUCAAUUGGGAGCAUAUAUGACACAGUUCCCAACUCAUUAUUAUGCAUUAGCAAUUCUUCCAAUAAAUUCAAACCAGCAUAUUUGCUUGCCGAUGGAAGAUUAGAGAGGGCAGGGAGGGUUAAAAAGUUAUCUUCUUCUACUUGUGGACAACUUCCUGUUGAUAGCAAUGGCUUGACUAGCCUGGAUAUGCAUAAAAACAGCAUGCUAACAGCAUCAAUCAUUGGCGUGGGAGAUGAGAUUCUGUUUGGCAUUGUUGAGGAUCAGUUGGGACCUUAUGUAUGUAGGAAGCUGCAUUCGGUUGGUUGGUCUGUACUGCAACUUUCUGUUGCACACAACAAUAUAGAUUCUGUGGCUGAGGAAGUUGAGCGGCAGAAAUCUACUACUGAUAUGGUAUUUAUAUAUGGUGGUGUAGGUCCACUGCAUUCAGAUGUGACCUUAGCAGGCAUUGCAAAAGCUUUUGGUGUUCGUUUGGCUCCUGAUGAAGAAUUUGAAGAAUAUCUCAGGCAAACUAUUGGUGAUCAGUCCACUGGUGACCGAAAUGAGAUGGCUCAAAUCCCCGAAGGCAUAACUGAACUAUUGCAUCACGAGGAGUUGUCUGUGCCCUUGAUCAAGUGCCAAAAUGUAAUAGUUCUUAGUGCCACAAAUGUUUUGGAGCUGGAAAAGCAGUGGGACUGCUUGAUGGAAUUAACUAAAUCUAGUAACCUGCUAAAGUUGCUGGACCCGUAUGUCUCAAAGAAUGUGACAACAAAUCUAUUAGAUACUGAAGUUGCUGAACCUCUGUCAAAGCUUUGUCUUGAAUUUCCAGACCUUUAUAUUGGGUGUUACCGCAAAGCCAGAUAUGGAUCUCUCAUAGUAAGUUUCAGAGGAAAGGACCAAACUCGCAUUGAAUCAGCAAUCAAAGCAUUACAGAAGAAGUUUCAACCUGGUGCUUUCAUGGAGAUGAACUAGAAUGAUAUUCUACAUGUUGUCAACAGAAUGAAAAUCUUUUUUGGGUUGGGAUCAUGUCAUGUUAUCUACAAAUAUAAGAUCCAUUGGCAUAAAAGUGGACUAGGAAGAAAAUGAUGGAUGCUGCUGCUGCUGUCUGGGUAGAAGUAAGAACUAUUUUUUUGACUGGCUAGAAGAAACAACAAUGGUUACUAACAGGUGGCUGAAGCUUCCAUUUUAUUGUGAUAUGCAGCACUUUUAACUGCGUCAUGGGCCUUGGAUAACCAAUUGAUUAUUAUUAAAUUACUAUUAUCUACAGCACAAGUUUACAAAUAUGCAGGCAUUUUCAUUGAAAAUCCAUCAGUUAAACCAUUGAUGUUGAUUGAAUAUACUUCCUAUUAUUGACAAGAAGUAAGCCAAUUGAUGAUGAUCAUUCAAUAACGGACUUGUUCCUUUGUUAGAUUCUAAUAGAUGUUUUAGUAGUUGUUUUGA
Molecule: messenger RNA, 2309 nt
Organism: Lotus japonicus
Lineage: Eukaryota; Viridiplantae; Streptophyta; Magnoliopsida; Fabales; Fabaceae
Exons: 17
Coding region: 27-1841 (604 amino acids)
Biological process (GO): FAD biosynthetic process
Molecular function (GO): FMN adenylyltransferase activity
Source: RefSeq, a predicted model, not a curated record